Xenopus laevis (African clawed frog) is the source of this 2194-nucleotide messenger RNA. It is a transcript of the gene chic2.L, whose product is annotated as cysteine-rich hydrophobic domain-containing protein 2. The transcript is spliced from 6 exons. Bases 140 to 640 code for a protein of 166 amino acids. Lineage: Eukaryota; Metazoa; Chordata; Amphibia; Anura; Pipidae. The record is from RefSeq and is a predicted model, not a curated record.
UCACAUGACCACAGUGACGUCAAGUUACGGCAGUGCGUCAUGACGCCACGGCUGGGUAUGGCGGCCUCCUCUUCCUGGUAACGGGACCGGGGAGGGACAGGAGAACGAAACGUCUGCGGUAGUGGCCGGAAAUCUUGUAAUGGCGGAUUUUGAUGAAAUUUACGAGGAAGAGGAAGAAGACGAAGAGCGGGCGCUGGAGGAACAGCUGCUUAAGUAUUCUCCGGACCCGGUGGUGGUGCGAGGAUGCGGGCACGUCACAGUUUUUGGUCUUAGCAACAAAUUUGAAGCAGAAUUCCCUUCUUCCUUAACGGGCAAGGUAGCACCUGAAGAAUUUAAAUCUAGCAUUAACAGAGUCAACAGUUGUCUUAAGAAGAAUCUUCCAAUCAAUGUCCGAUGGCUACUUUGUGGAUGCCUUUGCUGUUGCUGUACAUUGGGCUGUAGCAUGUGGCCAGUUGUUUGUCUCAGUAAAAGAACACGAAGAUCGAUUGAGAAGUUAUUGGAAUGGGAAAACAAUAGAUUAUACCACAAGCUGUGCUUGCACUGGAGGCUGAGCAAAAGGAAAUGUGAAACGAAUAACAUGAUGGAAUAUGUCAUCUCGAUAGAGUUUUUACCAAAGACACAGAUUUUUCGGCCAGAUUAGCAUUGUCUGUUUGUUUGUAAGGACUAAACCGAGUAUCUUGUAUUUCCAAUGGUGCCUUGCUUGGUGCUUUCCCAGUGUUGACAUUACAAUGGUUCUUCUAAAUCUCUUGUCCCGCCCCCCAUUCCCUCCUUUAUAUUAUUUUUCUCUGUAUGUUUUUAAUUUUUUUUGUCCAGCCUAAUGGUUCUUUAUUGAGUUUUGCCAAAAAUCUGUAUUAUAAUCUGCACCUAAGCAGAUCUAUUUUCACAACACAUUUGCACGUGGCAUAAGCCUGCCUGUACAGAAUAUUUGAGGUCUGUCUACAGGUAUUUUUCCCCCAUGCUUUUUUUUUUUUUUUAUUAUUAUUAUUAUUAUUAUUUUUUUUUACGCUAAACUGCAGUACAGAUUUUUCUUUGGUCACAUUUUGGGAACCAAGAUGUCACUGCACCAUUAGAAAUCUCAAUCUCCCUACAAGAUGUCCUGUCAGCUGGUUCUGCAGAAGACCUCCUGAAAUUAAGAGUUGGAAAAUAUUGCUUUUUUUUCCCUCCAUUAGGUAGAUUAUCCAUGGGAAUACAUUGUGUGCAUGUUUUUAUUUUGCUGGCGCUCAGGAUGAUGUGGUUCUGUCAAGAGAACUUGUGUGCUUUGAGGGUCAUGGAGUUUUGAUGCAAUUUAAAACUGUUGUUGUUCUGUUCCCUAAUAUUGUUUAAUGACCAUGUAAAAGUAUAGUCCUUUAUACUAGAGGCGAAAAUAAGAAUGUAUGGAGUGCUGCGCAACAAUAAAUCCAACACAGGGUUGUUGCGUUGAAACACAAACACACACAAAUGUACACACUGGUUUUAUGUUUACAUUAGGUUUUAUGUACAGAUUAAAUGAAAUAGCGCUUCAUAGAAGGCCCUUGUCAUUUUGGGCCUUAACACAAGUUUAUUCACCAAUUGUUUCUAUAUUUUCAACAACUAUUGUGGUAUGUAACCUGUUGCAUUUAAAUGCCAUUGCUCUGUUCAGAAUGGUAAAGUAAAUGUUGAUUACCACUAUAGAAUAAGAGUUCACUCUGCUCUUAAUAUUCUUAUUAAUAUGUAUAUUCAUUAUAGCUAUUAACCACCUAUAGCCGACAUUGUAUACAUGAGUGGGUGGUAGAUGAAAAUUUUUAUUUUGUCUCCUAUACAUAAAUCUGUAAUUCUGUAUAAAUUCCAACUAAGCUUUUUUUUAUAUAUAUAUAUAUAUAUAUAUAUAUAUAUAUAUAUAUAUAUAUAUAUAUAUAUAUAUAUAUAUGAGAGGAGAUAAUAGACCAUAUUAACACACUGUGGGUGAAACUGAAUUGUAUACAGUAGAAUUUGUUUGCCUCCUUAUCUUUCUUUCAUAAUAGUAGUUCUAACUCUGUUGCUCCAAUAUAUAUAUAUAUAAUUUUUUUAUUUUUUUUUGGUGUUUUACCAAUGCUGGCAAUGGUUUGCACUUUUGCUUUAAGCUAAGGAAAAUGAAAUUCUACAUAAACACAGAUGUCCAUGUAUGUAUUUGUAUGAUGCUUGGCUUCGAUAUGAUUUGUCAUUUUGUUUAUAUCCCAUUAAAAUGGAUAAACCUAAA